Penicillium soppii is the source of this 1023-nucleotide messenger RNA. RefSeq names its product intradiol ring-cleavage dioxygenase. Bases 1 to 1023 code for a protein of 340 amino acids. The record is from RefSeq and is a predicted model, not a curated record. NCBI's taxonomy places the organism in Eukaryota, Fungi, Ascomycota, Eurotiomycetes, Eurotiales, Aspergillaceae. The transcript has a single exon. Gene Ontology annotation, molecular function: oxidoreductase activity, acting on single donors with incorporation of molecular oxygen, incorporation of two atoms of oxygen; ferric iron binding.
AUGCACUUCAUCAAGGUCGCGCUUCUUGCGUUGACCAGCCUGGCUUUGGCCCAUCCUGGUGCCCACGAACCCACCUCCUACACAUCUGCUUCCAAGAGAAACUUCCUGCACAAAGCCCGCAGCAGCUUGGACAAGUGUGCAGAUCAUCUGGAGCGACGUGGUAUAAACUCACGCGCCGAAGCCCGCCGUGCUGCGAUUGUUGCUGCCAACAAAAAGCGCGCCCUCUUCCCUCGUGAUACCGACAAGAUCGUCAACACUUCACACCAUUCCAACCUCCAUGUUACCACGAACACCCCCGAAACGGAGCUGUUCUCCAAAAACCCUGUCUGCAUCCUGGCACCCGAGGGAGAAGUUGGUCCCUUUUGGGUGAAGGGCGAACUGAUUCGCUCCGAUCUACGUGAUGGCCAAGCAGGCAUUCCAAUCAUCCUUGAUGGCCAGUUCAUUGACAUCAACACCUGCGAGCCCAUUCAGGACCUCUACUGGGAUGUCUGGAACUGCAAUUCUACUGGUGUCUACUCUGGAGUCCAGAGCUCCAUGAACGGCAAUGGGAACGAUGCCUCAAACCUGGACAAGACUUUCUUGCGUGGUAUUCAGAAGACCGAUUCCGAGGGCGUUGCCCAGUUCAAGACUUUGUUCCCGGGUCACUACUCUGGCCGAGCUACCCAUGUCCACGUUAUCGCGCACACAAAUGCUCACGUGCUGCCCAAUAACACCCUCACUGGUGGGCAUAUCUCUCACAUUGGCCAAUUGUUUUUUGACAAGGAACUUAUCAACACCGUUGAGGCUACCUAUCCCUACAAUACCAGCACUGUUGCUAUCACAGAGAACGCCGAUGACCAUGUUGUCCAGGACGAGACCGAGGACUCUAACUCUGACCCAUUCUUUGAGUAUGCCUACCUUGGUGAUACUAUUGAAGACGGUCUUCUUGCUUGGAUCACUUUGGGUGUCAAUGUAUCUGCUAGUCACGACUCUGAUUCUUCUUACGCCGCAAGCCUCACCUCAUCUGGUGGUAUUAGUAGCUAG